AUGACAGUGACAUACACCAACCGUGUGGCCGAUGCCCGACUCGGUACCUUCUCACAGCUCCUGCUCCAAUGGAAAGGAAGUAUCUACAAACUUCUCUACUCCGAGUUCCUUAUUUUCAUCUUUCUCUACUUCACCAUCAGUCUUAUCUACAGGCUGAUCCUGAGUGAGAGCCAAAGGCUGAUGUUUGAGAAGCUGGCACUCUACUGCAACAGCUAUGCUGAGCUCAUCCCCGUGUCCUUCGUGCUGGGCUUCUACGUGGCCCUGGUGGUGUCCCGCUGGUGGGCCCAGUACGAGAGCAUCCCCUGGCCUGACCGCAUCAUGAACUUGGUCUCCUGCAACGUGGACGGGGAGGACGAGUACGGGCGGCUCCUGCGCCGCACCCUGAUGCGCUACAGCAACCUCUGCAGCGUCCUCAUCCUGCGCUCCGUCAGCACCGCCGUCUACAAGCGCUUCCCCAGCAUGGAGCACGUCGUCAGGGCAGGCCUCAUGACACCAGAAGAACACAAGAAGUUUGAGAGCUUGAAUUCACCCCACAACAAGUUUUGGAUCCCGUGUGUGUGGUUCUCCAACCUGGCUGUGAAGGCAAGGAACGAGGGGAGGAUCCGGGACAGCGUUCUGCUCCAAGGCAUCCUGAACGAGCUCAACACCUUGCGCAGCCAGUGUGGGCGACUCUACGGGUACGACUGGAUCAGCAUCCCCCUGGUCUACACCCAGGUGGUGACCGUGGCUGUUUACAGCUUCUUCCUGGCCUGUCUGAUUGGGAGGCAGUUCCUGGAUCCAGAAAAAGCAUAUCCUGGCCAUGAGCUGGACCUCUUCGUGCCUGUCUUCACAUUUUUGCAGUUCUUCUUCUAUGCUGGCUGGCUAAAGGUGGCCGAGCAGCUCAUCAACCCUUUUGGGGAGGACGAUGAUGACUUCGAAACCAACUGGCUCAUUGACAGGAACCUGCAGGUCUCCCUGAUGGCAGUGGAUGAGAUGCACCAGGAUUUGCCCAUUCUGGAGAAGGACCUGUACUGGAAUGAGCCGGACCCCCAGCCACCCUACACUGCAGCCACUGCCGAGUACAAGCGCCCGUCAUUCCUUGGCUCAACCUUUGACAUCAGCAUGCAGAAAGAAGAGAUGGAGUUCCAGCCGCUGGAGCAAAUCAAAGAGAAUGAAGAGGCCAACCACUCCACACCCUUACUGGGACACCUGGGCCGCCUCCUUGGUGUCCAGUCACCCAGCUUCUCCAGGUCCUCUUCCCGGAUGAACCUGCUGCGCAGACGAGGAGACCCCUCAGCCCCCUUCUCCCAUUACACCUACCAAGACGUGGGCAAGCCUGGAAGCCCUUGCAGCAUCAACCAACCAAGGAGAGACUCCAGCUCACAGGACCAGUGGGACAGCGAAGACAGGAAGCUAAGGGAUUUUGAUGCCUUCAUGUCAACCCCAUUCUAUGAGAGGCCUGGUUUCUACAGCGCUCCACAGACACCCAUCAGCUCCAUCCCCAUGAUCUUCCCUUCCAGACGCCAAGGCCGCAAGAAGCCUCCUGCCCUCUCCAGCAUUGCUGCCUGUUCCACUUCUCUUCGGGAUGGCAUCGCCAACACCUCACCCUCCAGGGUCAGUGACUUGAAUAAAAGCCAGAGCUCCCUUGGCUCAGGGGCAAAGGAAACAUUUAUUUGGCCAACAGAUCGGAGCAAAGGCCCCGACUCGCUGAUUCUACCAGUAGAAGAAGAGCAGAGCAACUCGAAAAGCAGAGAAGCUUCCACUACAGGAAGUCCAGGAGCUCGGUCCACAGCAUCAGAUAGCCUGAAAUUCCCCUUCCUGGCUGAGUCCCCAGACCACGAGAAGCAGGGUAGCUUCAAGAGCCUGAAGAGCUUGAAAGGUUCCCACCCACCCCGGCUAACCCUGGAGAGCACAGCAUCAGCCACACCCAACUCUGAGCACUCAAGUGCCUUUCACACCCCCACGAACAAAACCCCUGGAGGCAGCACCUCCCUCUGCUUCUCCUUCCCUCCUGUCACAUCCCCAGUGCUGGAAAGGUCCUCCAUGGGGAACAUGGGCCCAGACACUUGCAGCCUGAGUUUAGAAGAUGCAGCCAGUGCUCCAGACCAACACCCAGAAGUUUCCAGGACUGCAAGAGAGAGUGGAAAUGGAAGCACUAACACUACUACAAAAGAGCCAAGAAGAGCAGAGAGUCCAUCCCCUAAUGACUCUGGCAUCUCUCUAGCUGAAGGUGACUACGUGGGGCUGAUGGAGGUGAUCAUGGAGACAAGUGAAAGCACAGGUGAAGAGCAGAUAGAUCAGUACAGCUAG
Molecule: messenger RNA, 2289 nt
Organism: Chaetura pelagica (chimney swift)
Lineage: Eukaryota; Metazoa; Chordata; Aves; Apodiformes; Apodidae
Gene: BEST1
Product: bestrophin 1
Exons: 9
Coding region: 1-2289 (762 amino acids)
Molecular function (GO): chloride channel activity
Source: RefSeq, a predicted model, not a curated record